Messenger RNA from Plasmodium cynomolgi strain B, 2277 nucleotides. RefSeq lists its product as hypothetical. Lineage: Eukaryota; Apicomplexa; Aconoidasida; Haemosporida; Plasmodiidae. Bases 1 to 2277 code for a protein of 758 amino acids. The transcript is spliced from 4 exons. The record is from RefSeq and is a predicted model, not a curated record.
AUGUGCCAGAAAAGUGGGCAGGAAAUCCCCUCCCUCAAUUUUGUAGUCAAUGAAAGAGAAGAAUUUUUAAAUAUAUUUAAUUAUAAGAAUGUCAAAUGCUUUAAGUCCUGUAAUUACAUCUACAUUGGACAAUUUAAAAAGGAAAACGAGCCACACGGAAGCAAAGAAAACGACUAUGAUUUGGUGUGCAAAAAAGGUGAAGAUAUUAAAAAAAUCGAAACGAAAGAGUUCACAUCGAGCAGAGAAAAAUCAGACAAAAAGAAAAAAAAUAAAUGCAGCAAAUAUAUAAAAGAUGGCUAUGGAAUUUUAAUAACGUUAAGAAGAAACACCUUUGGGCAGGAAGUAAUUGUGAAUAAGUUCAUUGGUAACUGGAAAAAUAACAAAAAAUGUGGAUUGGGAUUUAAUUUAUAUCUUAAUAGGAAUGUCUAUUAUGGGUAUUAUGAGAAUAAUGAAAGAAAUGGAUGGGGCCACUUCGAAUGGAGAGACAAUGAGUCAAGUUAUGAAGGGAACUGGGUCAACAACGACAUGAAUGGCAAAGGCACAUAUAAAAGUAAAAAUUUUUUAUUCGAAGGGGACUUUUAUAGUAAUAAAUUUCUUAACUCUUCUGGGGAAUGGAUAGAUGUGGUAGCCAUGGAAGAGGAAAAAAAAAACGUGAGCCUUCUCAAAACAUAUGUAAUUAGUGGUGAUGAAAUGAUGAUCGAUUUAGUUUGCCUUCCUUUUGAUUUCUUAAAAGGUCAUUUACAAAAAAUUGCAGACCUUAUUAAGUACAAAUAUAACAAGGUUCCUUUUUUCAUGUGUUCCAAGGGUUUUAUCGAGAAACACAGAAAUUUUAACUUGUCUAAGUUUAUAUUUUUAAGUUAUUAUUUUGGUCCUGAUGAGCCAUUUUGCGAGGAGAGCAGUUAUCAGCUUCUCUUCGACGGGGUACAAAAUGAGGAGGGAAAAAGAAGCGAGGGAGGGAAUUCAAAAGUAGGUCGGGAUAAUCCAAAUUUGAAAUCAUUUCGGAGUGGCACCCCUUCGGAUGAUGGUGAAGAAGUAGAAGGUGACAGCAGUUCGCGGGAGUCUAGUUGUUCCAGAGGUUCUGAGAGGUCGGAUGAGUCGUCCAUCUCUCGAGCGACUAGUUCUUCCGGCCUGUCCGCCAUCACCAACAGCUGCUACAAUUCGCAGUGGAUGGGCGAGCCCCAUGACGAUUUAUACCACCCAAAAACGCACUCCCUGAAUAACGCCGACAUAACCAGAAAUGAAAGCAAAGGCAGUAGCGAAAGUGACCUGAAGGAAUACAUAAAAAACGCGAAUAAAUCGAAUGACUUUAAGGAGGAAAGCUUAGCCGAAGAGCCAUCCAAGUUUAGUAACAGCUGCCAAAAUGAAGUGAACUUUAACUCGGACAGAUGCGAUGAAGAUAUAUGCUACGAGAUGGAAGAAAGGAAAAAGAACGAAAUGUACCAACUGAUGAAGAAGUACGUGAAUAUUUAUGCCAAUUCGGAAGGCACUUCCAGUGAGUAUUCGAUAAGGUCCAGCGAAACGGAAAGCUCCAAUGAAGGGGGAGGCUUCCUCAAAGUGGAAAGGAAGGAAUAUUUUGAUCGAACGAAGUGUGGUGGGAACGAACAAUCGGGAGGAACUAAAGAGACGGAUGGGAAGGAAACAGUGGGAGAAAAUGCCAACCAAAAAGUGAAUAACGCAUGGUCAGGAGAGGGUAAUACGAGUGGGACGAACCCCUCGGAAAAUAGUCCCCCUUUCAAUAUGCGACAAAAAAAAAUCGAGAAGGAAUUAUCCAAGAUAAAAAUAGACACUCAGUUUUUGGAAAAACUAAAAAAUUGCAAUCUGACAUGUAUACACAAGAUAAAGCAAAAAAUGGCAACGUCCAUGAUGCUGAAGUACCCAUUUAUUUUUAGCUUAAGCAUGAGUGAAGACAAGAAUAAGUAUGAAACUAUAACUAAGGAAUUCCUUUUAGAGAGUUGCACAAUCCCCACCUUGUGGUUUUUAAAGAAUUAUUUUGGAGCUACAGAGAAUAAACUACCCGAAAAAAUUUUUUCCCCUCCCUUUUUCGAUUUUUACAAUUCAAAUAUGAAUAUGCCUAUGCACCCGCAUUUCCAGAGUCCCCAAAAUAACGACGACGUGCACAAUUUUAAUGGUGGCGAAAUUUCGCCGUUGAAUUUUUUCCUCAUCACAGAUUUGUUAGUAGGGGACACGACAGAUAUCAAGCAUUUAAAAGGUUUAGUGAGGGACAAAUUUAUCAAUAUUUCGUUUUUGAGUAACUUAUUUUUUGUCAUUCUAGAGUAG